Molecule: messenger RNA, 3192 nt
Organism: Sus scrofa (pig)
Lineage: Eukaryota; Metazoa; Chordata; Mammalia; Artiodactyla; Suidae
Gene: VWA7
Product: von Willebrand factor A domain containing 7
Source: RefSeq, marked provisional
GAGGCCAGCUGGAGCAGAUAAAGGGCCAAAGCAGGUGCCCACAGAGGCCAACAGGAAGCCCUGCCCUGGAGACGCUGCUGCUUCCUCCUCCCUUAAGGGCCCUCUGCCCCCCAGGUCCAUGUCUCAGCCAUGCUCCCUGCCGAUGCACCCCUGUCCCACCUGGGCCCCCCAGCGCUGCUGCUACUGCAGCUGCUGCUGCCCCCCACGACUGCCUUCUUCCCCAACAUCUGGAGCCUCCUGGCUGCCCCCGGCUCCAUCACCCACCAGGACCUGACCGAGGAGGCGGCCCUCAACGUCACCCUGCAGCUCUUCCUGGAGCAGCCGCCCCCAGGUCGGCCCCCCCUUCGUCUCGAGGACUUCCUGGGCCGCACCCUCCUUGCCGACGACCUCUUUGCUGCCUACUUUGGCCCUGGGUUUCCCUCCCGGCGCUUCCGGGCAGCCUUAGGCGAGGUGUCUCGUGCCAAUGCCGCCCAGGACUUCCUGCCGACUUCCAGGAACGACCCCGACCUGCACUUUGACGCUGAGCGCCUGGGCCAGGGGCGCACACGCUUGGUGGGGGCUCUGCGGGAGACCGUGGUGGCAGGAGCCCUGGACCACACCCUGGCCCGCCAGCGCCUCGGGGCCGCUCUUCAUGCCUUGCAGGAUUUCUACAGUCACAGCAACUGGGUGGAACUGGGGAUGCAGCAGCCACACCCUCACCUCCUCUGGCCGAGGCAGGAGCUCCGGAGCCUGGCACAAGUGGACGAUCCCACCUGCUCCGACUGUGAGGAGCUGAGCUGCCCUGGGAACUUGCUGGGCGUCACACUCCUCACCUCUGGCUACUUCGGAACGCAUCCCUCCAAACCACCAGGCUUCUCCCCCCACCACAUGCUGCACCUCCAGGCUGCAAAACUGGCCCUUCUGGCCUCCAUCCAGGCCUUCAGCCUCCUACGAAACCGCCUGGGAGACAGGGGUUUCUCCAGGCUGCUGGACAUCACCCCAGCCUCCAGCCUGAGCUUCGUCCUGGAUACCACAGGCAGUAUGGGUGAGGAGAUCAACGCUGCCAAAAUCCAGGCUCGCCACAUAGUGGAGCAGCGGCGGGGCAGCCCCAUGGAGCCCUCCCACUAUGUCCUGGUGCCUUUCCACGACCCAGGCUUUGGCCCUGUGUUUAUCACCAGUGACCCUGACAGCUUCUGGCAACAACUCAAUGAGAUACACGCCUUGGGAGGUGGAGACGAGCCCGAGAUGUGCUUGUCAGCCCUGGAGCUGGCCCUGCUCCACACACCUCCGCUCUCAGACAUCUUCGUCUUCACUGACGCCUCCCCCAAGGAUGCCUAUCUCACCAAUCGGGUGGAAUCCCUGACUCGGGAGCGGCGUUGCAGAGUCACAUUCCUGGUGACUGAAGAUCCAUCUCGGGUUCGGGGCCGAGCUCGGCGUGAGGUCUUGUCCCCUCUGCGUUUUGAGCCAUAUGAAGCGGUGGCCCUGGCCUCGGGUGGAGAAGUGAUCUUCACCAAAGACCAGUACAUUCAGGAUGUGGCAGCCAUUGUUGGGGACAGCAUAGCUGACCUGGUGACCCUUCCCCUGGAGCCUCCUAUUGUGGUGCCUGAGAGGCCACUGGUGUUCAAUGUGGAUGGGCUGCUCCAGAGGGUCACAGUCCGGAUCCACGGCGAGGUCAGCAGCUUCUGGAUCAGAAACCCUGCAGGAGUCUCCCAGGGUCAGGACGAAGGUGAGGGGCCUCUAGGUCACACUCGCCACUUUGGGCAGUUCUGGAUAGUGACCAUGAAUGACCCUCUGCAGACAGGAACCUGGGAGAUCCAGGUCACAGCCAACGGCACCCCUCGUGUAAGAGUGCAAGCCCAGACCUCCCUGGACUUCCUCUUCCACUUCGGGAUCCCCGUGGAGGAUGGACCCCACCCUGGCCUCUACCCCCUGACUCAACCGGUUACAGGUCUCCAGACCCAGCUGCUGGUAGAAGUGACAGGGCUUGGUUCGAGAGGAAACCCUGGAGAUCCUCUCCCGCGUUUCUCCCACGUCGUCCUUCGAGGGGUCCUGCAGGGUGAGGAGCUGGGUCGGGUGCCUUUGGAGCCGAUGGGACCCCAGGAACGAGGUCUCCUCACUGCUUCGCUACCACCCACGCUCCUGGCCACCUCGGGACCCUUCUCUCUGGAGCUGAUUGGCCAGGAUGGAGCAGGGCAGGGCCUGCACCGGGCAGCCCCCCAGCCCUGUGCUGUAGUUCCUGUCUUUCUGGAGCUCAGUGGUCCCCCGGGUUUCCUGGCGCCGGGCACCAAGGCCCCACUCACGCUUCGCAUCGCCAGCUUCUCGGGCCCUCAGGAUCUCGAUCUUAGGACAUCCGUCAACCCCAGCUUCGCUCUCAGCUCCAACAUCUCCAGGGUUCACCUGGAACCGAAUGAGUCGGCCUGGGGGCAUCUGUGGCUGGAGGUCCCAGACUCUGCCACCCCGGACUCCAUGGUGAUGGUGACUGUGACGGCGACGACAGAUGGAGAAGCCAGCACAGCACCCCCGACCCAUGCCUUCCUCCGGCUCCUGGUGCUGGCCCCCGCUCCACAGGACCAGCUCCCUGCCCCGGUCCACUCGACUGGCCUUGUCCUCACCACUGCCGGCCCUGUCUUUCAUCCUUCAGUUUUGGAGACUCUGAGCAGGGCUGGAGGAGGGUUGGUAGGCACUCCCUGGUGGGGCACAGUUGCAGGGGUGCUACUUCUGCUAGGCCUGGCCUUCUGGUGACACAGCAGCCCCCAGAGGGCUGGGACUCCAGCAUGAUUUGCCAUCUUGCCCCACUGGUGAGAGGAUAACAUGGGCCUUAGGACCCUGCUCUCCCAGGUGGGAUGGAGGUUUCCCUUUUCAUGCACCUGUCCCUUCUCUUUCUCACUAAAAUUGGGACAUAAGACAAUGGAUUUUCCCACAAUGCACUUUCCCUAACCCUUGUGGGAACGAAACCAAACUCAUUUUUGGAGAAAGCUGCUUCCUGUUUCUCUGUAGCAUCCUUAUUCCACUACUAUUCAUGCUCCCCCAAGCUCAGGUAGAGGGGAAGAGAUGUGGGGCAGAGACUAAGACUGGGAGUGGGGGGGAGGGUACCCCACCUCCUACCAGAAAGUAUUAUUUAUAGAAUUGUUUUAACUGAAAUUCUGGAGACGCUUCUAUUUUAUUUUUGUAUUUAAAGUCAAAGGAUAAUGUCAAUAAACAUGUCUUCUACUC